UGACGCAAUUAGAGCCGUCCUCAGAUCUCAAUAUAUGGACAAGAGAGCAAAUAGCGCUGCUACUUCCUGGUUCGGAUUAACCACAGCACCCCACACGAUCGCCCAGGCAGGUAGUCCGGGCGAAGCUGCGCCGUUAGCCAGAAAACUUUGUCCCGCUGGUAACAGAGAGAGGGGGGUGGGAAAGACUGGAAAUUAGUGUACUGGGGAGGAGGGAGACUGGACGGACCCCAUCCGGGCUUCGACGCGUAACGGGGCGAAACGCUGCCCUUCAUUGCAACCAGCAAUUUAUUACUACUGAUUAUUCAAAGAUGAGGAUAAAAGUUGGUUUUUUCCUGCGCGCCCUUCUGUUCAUUGGUACUUUACUGGGCUUGAUGCUGCUCUGGACUUCCCUCUCGCCAAGCACAACGGAUCUGCAAGGGAGAGGGAAAAUGUCCAAUGACCUACCAUUUAACGCUAUGAAUGACAAUUUGGACCCUAUGAAGCCUGUCGUUCCAUGGCCUCGUGUGGAAGGUGUGGAGGUGAACCUCAAUAACAUCAAUCAGAAGGAGGGCGGGGGGGGAGCGGCUAUGCAGAACAAGAACGUCGUACAGAACCAGUACAUCACGUUUAAGCCGCAAACCCACGUCUACACCGACCCGGUUCUGAAACGCGGGGUCCUGGGCAACUUUGAGCCCAAAGAGCCUGAGCCUCCCGGCAUCCUCGACGGCCCAGGAGAGGGCGCCAAACCCUUCGUCCUGGGGGCAGAGUACAAGGAAGCGGUGCAGGCCAGCAUCAAAGAGUUUGGCUUCAACAUGGUGGCCAGUGACAUGAUUUCCCUGGACCGCACCGUCAGUGAUUUACGCCACGAGGAGUGCAAAUACUGGCAUUAUGAUGACAACCUGCUGACCUCCAGCAUCGUCAUCGUCUUCCACAAUGAGGGCUGGUCCACCCUGAUGCGGACGGUGCACAGCGUGAUCAAGAGGACGCCCCAGAGAUACCUGGCCGAGAUCGUCAUGAUUGACGACUUCAGCAAUAAAGCACACCUGAUGGGGCACUUGGACGACUACAUCAAGCAGUGGAAUGGCCUGGUCAAGGUCUUCCGGAAUGAGAGGAGGGAGGGUCUAAUCCAGGCCCGCAGCAUCGGGGCCCGGAAAGCCACUCUGGGUCAGGUGCUCAUCUACCUCGAUGCCCACUGCGAGGUGGGAGUGAACUGGUACGCUCCUCUGGUGGCUCCCAUAUCCAAGGACAGAACAAUAUGCACAGUGCCUUUGAUAGAUUACAUAGACGGCAAUGAAUAUGACAUAGAGCCGCAGCACGGGGGCGACGAAGACGGCUUCGCCAGGGGGGCCUGGGACUGGAAUAUGUUCUGGAAGCGGAUCCCGCUGACUGAUAGGGAGAAGGCUAAACGGAAGCAUGUGACAGAGCCCUAUCGAUCUCCGGCCAUGGCUGGGGGUCUGUUCGCCAUCGAGCGAGAUUUCUUCUUCGAACUGGGACUCUACGAUCCCGGCCUGCAGAUCUGGGGAGGGGAGAAUUUCGAGAUCUCCUACAAGAUCUGGCAGUGCGGGGGUCAGCUGCUCUUUGUGCCUUGUUCCCGGAUCGGACACAUCUACCGGCUGCAUGGCUGGCAGGGAAAUCCUCCCCCAACCCAUGUAGGCUCCUCCCCCAUACUGAAGAAUUACGUCCGUGUGGUGGAGGUCUGGUGGGACGAGUACAAGGACUACUUCUAUGCCAGCCGGCCGGAGACAGUAACCCUGGCUUAUGGGGACAUCAGUGAGCUGAAGAAAUUUCGGGAGGAGCACAACUGCAAGAGCUUUAAAUGGUUCAUGGAAGAGAUCGCCUAUGACAUCCCCAAGCACUAUCCACUGCCCCCCAAGAACGUCGCCUGGGGGGAGAUACGAGGAUACGAGACCAAUUACUGCAUAGACAGCAUGGGUAACACAAAUGGAGGCAAUGUGGAAAUCGGACCUUGUCACAGAAUGGGAGGGAAUCAGCUCUUCCGGAUCAAUGAAGCCAGCCAGCUCAUGCAGAAUGACCAAUGUUUGACCAAAGGCUCAGAUGUGAUGUCAAUCACCAUGAAUCACUGUAAUCUGAACGAAAACAUGGAGUGGAAGUAUUUUAAGGAUCUGUACCGGUUCACCCAUGUUCCCACAGCGAAGUGCCUGGACAGAUCAGACAUCCUGCACACGGUGUUUAUUUCUGAGUGUGACAGGAACAAGACGACUCAGAAGUGGGAGAUGAAUAGCAUCGUGGCAGUGUGAAUCUGGGAAGCAUCAUUCGUGCAGCAGGUCUUGAGAAACAGGUGCAGUUAAAAGCAACUAUCUGAAAGAAGAGAAGCCGGCGAUGGUGCCGAUUGGCCAUUCCAUCAACCACUGGAAACGCUAAUCAUUGGCCAGGCUCCAUGCUGGAUGUUUACAGAUGUCUUGGAUGACAGUAUUUUCCUCAGGGGUUUAAAAGUCAUCUCUUUAUAAUGACAGAAUUGCUCUAUUCAUCUGCCCAUAAAAUUGAAGACAUUGGUUAAUAUGGAUGUUUUUCCCCACGGAUGCGUCUUGUCAAUCAUUGUAGUAAACAUGUAUUGGAGCAAUAGAACCCACAUAAAGCACAUUGUCUCAUUAGAAUGGAUUAGUUUGGGAUAUAUUACUUCAAAUGUGUGUGCAUAAACUCCCCAUAUUUUAGUACUAUAAAACUUUUGCGCAAUUGUUACACA
Molecule: messenger RNA, 2683 nt
Organism: Brienomyrus brachyistius
Lineage: Eukaryota; Metazoa; Chordata; Actinopteri; Osteoglossiformes; Mormyridae
Gene: galnt7
Product: UDP-N-acetyl-alpha-D-galactosamine: polypeptide N-acetylgalactosaminyltransferase 7
Exons: 12
Coding region: 309-2237 (642 amino acids)
Cellular component (GO): Golgi apparatus
Source: RefSeq, a predicted model, not a curated record